CUUGUGUAGUAUAUGUCAAAUGACAUUUCGAGUGAGACGUCUAUAGUCUCCGUCGAUAUUGCCUUUCAUACAAAGGUUUCGAAGCAAUAAAGAUAGCAUUGUGCCGUCAUUCUUGAUUCGGCAGUCAACCUGAGAACUACUACUAUCUAUCCCCAAACCGAAAACCUAUAAAGCUUAAAAGAGUAAUCUCGGACAUAUCAAGUGGCGGCGAAAGGAUAAAAAAAGGAUUUCUCGCGUCAUUGUGAAAGUGCAAAUAAGCAAAAGUGCAAAAGUUUUCUGCUCCACAAGUGCAGUGGCUGAAAAAUACGGUGUCUUUGGAAGCGAUCAGGCGUUGGCAGUUUCGUCACACCAGUAGGCGUCGAAUCGACGGCGUUACAACAAUUGGAGUUCGUCGAGUGACAAAGGCGUCUGAGAACACCAAGGGAAAAGGUUUUGCCGGCGAAGUCAUUUUCCAGAAGGAGCAGAAAAUAGCAUUGGUUUUAUUUCGACGAUACGGCUGCAGUAGCGGUACGGUAAAAGGGUAAAACUACGGAAGUCUCAAUUCGUUCGGUGUUGGGUUUCGGCAGCGUUAAUUCCGGUGCAAAAGCGGCUCAGUGAGUGUAGUGUUGCAUCGGCGCGAAUUUUUGAGCAUAAUCCGACGAUACAUCGACAGCGAUAGCUUAAACGGGCAUCAAACAGACCUACAUCAUACCAGCGAACCGGCACCAGUAAACUGCGGUUUAUCAAAGAGGAUUUUACGGUGCGGUGAAAGUGUUGGACGCAAUCGGACCUCCAGCGGAGUAGUAUCUAGGGCUAACCAGCGGACAGGUACCCGUAGAAUCGCAAGCCAAUACGAUUCGGCGGCGCGAUUAUUGAACUAGUAGCAAGCCAACAUCAAGGGGAGAAAUUUCUCCGGUGCUGUCCAGUUUCCGUGGAGCAGAGGCGUUGCAGGUGGACAAUUACGGAGAACCGGUUGGUAGUUUGUCGCUGAUUUGGUGAGUGAUUUUAUUUUCUCAAUUUUAUUGCAAAUUUUGAUUGGGUUGUUCGGUGAUUUUUCAGUAAGUGCAUUGCAAUUUGAAUAUGGCGGUUAAUGUGAGUACCACCAUUGAGCCUUACCGCAAGGGUAAUCCUUUCGGUGAAUGGAUAGAACGCUUAGAAUUCUAUUUCUCCUACAAUAAUGUGCAGGAUGAGGCAAAAAGAGCUUGCUUUAUAACACUCAGUGGUCCGGUUAUUUACCAUGAGCUGAAACUCCUGUUUCCGACCAGUAAAUUGUCGGAGGUGUCAUACGGGGAUAUGGUUUCAAAACUUCGAACUAGAUUGGAUAAAACAGAGUCUGAUUUAAUUCAGAGGUUGAAAUUUAACUGUCGUAGACAGCAACCGGACGAGUCCGUUGAGGAUUUCGUCCUCUCUGUUAAAUUACAAGCGGAGUUCUGCACUUUCGGUGAUUUUAAAGAGGUUGCAAUAAGGGACCGCAUUCUGGCUGGGGUGCGUGAGAAGUCGCUCCGCGAGCGCCUGUUAAAUGAGGAAAAACUCACUUUGGCAACGGCGGAAAAGAUAAUCGCCACGUGGGAGCUAGCAGGGAAGAACUCUAAAAACUUGAAUAAUAACGACGACGAUCAUUAUGGUCAAAUAGCAUCUUUGACUCAUCCGGCUGCCAGAGUCGGAUCCACUAUGGGAAAGAUUUUGGCUACCUACAAAGCAGCGGGGGCGAUUAAUGGCAGAGAGGGAGACAAUUCUCGAAGGACUCCGGUGAAAGAAAGAUUGGGAUACAGGCCAUAUGCUAGAAAAUACGAUGAUUACAAAAGGUCCAAGGGGCAGAACUGGAGAGAAUCAGAGAAUCAUCGUGCAGGUAAUUGGAGACAAAAACCAAAUUAUGCUGACGUAACGUGUAACUUUUGCGGCGCGAAGGGACACGUAAAGAGGAAGUGUUUCAAACUAAAGAACAUGCAGCGGGAUGCGGUCAACUUGGUUAACGACUAUGAGCCGGAGCCAAGCGCGAAUGAGGAAAUAGUAAACCUGCUAACUAGGAUGCGAACGGACGAGUCGGACAGCGAUGAUGGAGAUGCAGGUGAUUUAUGCUGCAUGAUGAUUUCCUCCAUAAAUAAAAUUAGCGAUCCAUGUUUAAUUAAGGUGAUGGUUGAGGGCAAAGCUUUAGAAAUGGAAGUAGACUGUGGGUCUUCGGUGUCGGUGAUUGGUAAAAGUCAAUAUUUCUCCACUUUUAUAAAUCCCUUAAAAAUGUUUAACCGACAACUGAUUGUCGUAAAUGGGGAAAAGUUAAAAAUCGAAGGAGAGGCUACUGUUUCGGUUAAAUUGAACGGAAUAGAGGUUAAUUUAAAGUUGUUGGUGCUGGAUUGCAAUCAUCGGUUUAUUCCUUUGCUUGGCAGAACUUGGUUGGACGUAUUUUUCUCCAAAUGGAGACAUUUUUUUUCGAAUUCAUUGACAGUAAACAAUAUGGUUGAAAAAAAUACUUUAGUAGAAGUUGAGCAAAUUAAGCAGAAAUACAAAGAUGUUUUUACUAAAAAUUUCUCAUCUCCAAUCAAAGGGUUUGAAGCCGAAUUGGUUCUUAAAUCAGAUGUUCCCAUUUUUAAAAGGGCCUAUGAUGUUCCAUAUAGGUUAAGGGAGAAAGUUAUGAAUUAUUUGGAUAGGUUGGAGACAGAAAAGGUUAUUACACCAGUUAAGACUAGUGAGUGGGCAUCUCCUGUCGUUAUCGUGAUGAAGAAAAACAAUGAGAUAAGACUGGUAAUUGACUGUAAAGUUUCCAUUAACAAAGUGAUUGUACCAAACACCUAUCCUCUUCCAGUGGCACAAGAUAUAUUUGCCAAAUUAGCAGGAUGCAAGGUUUUCUGUGCAUUAGAUCUGGAAGGGGCUUAUACUCAGUUAGCCUUAACUGAGAGAUCAAAGCAUGUUAUGACUAUCAAUACAAUCAAAGGAUUAUAUACAUAUAACAGACUGCCUCAGGGUGCUUCAUCGAGUGCUUCGAUCUUUCAGCAAGUCAUGGACGAAGUUUUAGCGGAUAUAGAGAAUGUACAUUGCUAUCUCGAUGAUGUUCUCAUUGCCGGGGAGAAUAUGGAGGAAUGUAGAUCAAAAUUGAUUCUUGUUUUGCAAAGGCUGCAAAAGGCAAACAUUAAGGUUAACAUGGAAAAAUGUAAAUUUUUUGUGAAUAAAUUGGAUUUUUUGGGACACGUUGUGAGUGAAGAUGGUCUAUUGCCAUGUCAAAAUAAAGUAGCAACAAUUAGAAAAGCAAAGGUACCUACAAAUACUACGGAGCUUAAAUCGUAUUUGGGACUCAUAAACUAUUAUAAUAAAUUCAUUCCAAACUUAUCGGCCAGGCUUUAUUACCUAUAUAAUUUACUGAAAAAUGGGGUAAAAUUUAAUUGGGACACAAAUUGCCAAAAAGCCUUUGAUGAGAGUAGAAACUGCCUACUAGAAACUCAAUUUUUGGAAUUUUACGACCCUAAAAAGCCAAUUGCAGUGGUCUCAGAUGCGUCGGGCUAUGGUCUUGGUGGUGUGAUUGCACACAUAGUUGACGGCGUUGAAAAACCAAUUUGUUUUACGUCGUUUUCGCUAAAUCAGGCUCAAAGGAAAUACCCCAUUCUUCAUUUAGAGGCCUUGGCGCUAGUGUGUACUAUUAAAAAGUUUCACAAAUAUUUAUAUGGACAAAGUUUUAUGGUAUAUACUGACCACAAGCCACUAGUAGGAAUUUUUGGAAAGAAAGGGCAGCAUUCGAUUUACGUGACAAGGUUACAGAGAUACAUUUUAGAACUGUCAAUUUAUGAUUUCAAUAUUCAAUAUCGACCAUCAGCAAAAAUGGGAAAUGCAGAUUUCUGCUCAAGAUUUCCUCUUGAGCAGUCUGUUCCAAGUGAAUAUGAUGUAGAGCAUGUAAGAAGCAUAAACUUUAGUAGCGAAUUUCCCAUUGAUUGCAAAAUAGUUGCGAGGGCGACACAGGACGACGAGUUUUUACUGAAAGUUCUAUCGUUCAUGAGAAAUGGUUGGCCGGAAAAACUAGAAAAGCGCUUUAUGGAUGUAUUCUCUAAUCAGUUUGAUUUGGAAAUGGUGGACGAAUGCUUGUUAUAUCAGGACAGAGUCAUAAUCCCGCAAAUAAUGCAAGCUGCAGUUUUGAAACUUUUGCAUGCUAACCAUGCAGGCAUGGUUAGGAUGAAGCAGUUAGCUAGACGCUCAGUAUAUUGGUUUGGUAUUAACAAGGAUAUUGAAACAUUUGUGAAGGGUUGUGAGGAAUGCAAUAGUAUGGCGAUUGUCAAUAAACCAUUGGUAAAAUCUCAUUGGGUCCCUACACUUAGGCCGUUCAGUCGAGUCCACAUUGACUUCUUUCAUUUCAACCAUCAUACUUUCCUGCUUAUUGUAGAUAGUUUUUCAAAAUGGGUCGAAAUAGACUGGAUGAAGAAAGGCACAGAUUGUAAUAAAGUUUUGAAAAAGUUGGUUGCAUUUUUUGCUCGCUUUGGGCUUCCUGACGUACUGGUCUCUGACGGGGGUCCUCCUUUCAAUUCCUUCACAUUUAUGGAUUUUUUAAGGAAGCAGGGCAUUAAUGUGCUAAAAAGUCCACCGUAUAAUCCAUCUAGUAAUGGCCAGGCGGAAAGGUUGGUUCGGACUGUAAAAGAAGUUUUAAAAAAAUUCCUUUUGGAACCUGCAUUGUUGGAAUUGGACUUGGAGGAUCAAAUCAAUUUAUUCUUAAUGAAUUAUAGAAACAAUUGUUUAACGACUGAUGGUGAGUUUCCAUCGGAGAAAAUCUUUUCUUUUAACCCGAAGACAAUAAUUGACCUUAUUAAUCCUAAAAAACAAUACAAAAACCAUUUAAAACCAUUGCCGAUUGAUGAUGUUGAGGGUUUAAAUCAUUCUAACCCUGUUUCUAACGCUAAUGAUCAAGUGCAUGACCCCAUAGACAACCUGACGGCUGGUGAUGUGGUAUGGUGUAAGAACAAUAACCCACAUCACCAUGUCAGAUGGACUAAAGGCGUUUUUCUAAAACGGUUUUCCAAAAACAUUUUCCAGGUGGAAACUGGAAGCGUGCGCCAAAUGGCUCAUCGAAACCAGCUUCGUCUGGUUACUAACGGCCGGGAGAUACCUGUGAAACCGAAUCUGACGUUGUCCUUGGCAAAUCGGGCGGAGCGGGUGCGGUUUAGCAAUGAUACGGAGGAACCCGAGGGACCGCCAGAGCUACAACAAGCGACAUCAACAAUUCGGAAGCGGAAAAGGUCGGAUGCAUCGUUGAAUUCUACACCGAUUCUUCGGCGAUCGAAACGUAAACGAACGGCAAAGGUCGACGUGGAUUUUCAUUAUGGAUAAGUGUUACACGUGAAGUGUUAUCGAAUACAUUAAGAAGAGUGAAAUGACUAGUAUGUUAAUCGAAUUCAAUUUAAAUAUUUAAUGCCAAAAUGUUAAAUAGUUUGUAAGUUCAAAUAUCUGAAAUAAUAAGAAAUAAUUAAAAAGGGAAGAGCUGUAGUAUAUGUCAAAUGACAUUUCGAGUGAGACGUCUAUAGUCUCCGUCGAUAUUGCCUUUCAUACAAAGGUUUCGAAGCAAUAAAGAUAGCAUUGUGCCGUCAUUCUUGAUUCGGCAGUCAACCUGAAAACUACUACUAUCUAUCCCCAAACCGAAAACCUAUAAAGCUUAAAAGAGUAAUCUCGGACAUAU
Molecule: messenger RNA, 5626 nt
Organism: Aedes albopictus (Asian tiger mosquito)
Lineage: Eukaryota; Metazoa; Arthropoda; Insecta; Diptera; Culicidae
Exons: 2
Coding region: 1060-5280 (1406 amino acids)
Biological process (GO): DNA integration
Molecular function (GO): zinc ion binding; nucleic acid binding
Source: RefSeq, a predicted model, not a curated record